AUGUAUACCAAUUCUACCCACAGCCUAAGACAGACACGCACGCAUUUUUUCUUUUUCACUCUCUUUUCUUUCUUUCUCUUUUUUCUUCUUUCUCCCUCUUUUUUCUUUUUGUCUCUUUCUCCUUUUUUUUAUCUCUUUGUCCCCCUCUUUUUUUCUCUCUUUUUCAUCUCUUUUUCUCGUUCCCUCGUUGUUUAUCUCUUUUUUUUGCUCAGUUUUUCUCUCUCUCUUUUUUUCUCUUUCUUUAUCUCUUUUUUUCUCUCUUUCUUUAUUUCUCUCUCUUUUUAUCUCUUUUCUCUUUUUUCUCUUUCUUUAUCUCUUUCUUUUUUAUCUUUCUUUAUCUCUUUUUUCUCUUUCUUUAUUUCUCUUUCUUUAUCUCUCUCUUUCUUUAUUUCUCUUUCUUUAUCUCUCUCUUUCUUUAUUUCUCUUUCUUUAUCUCUCUCUUUCUUUAUUUCUUUCUUUCUUUAUCUCUCUCUCUUUCUUUAUUUUUCUCUCUUUCUUUAUCUCUUUCUUUUUUCUCUCUUUAUCUCUUUCUUUAUCUCUUUCUCUCUCUUUCUUUAUCUCUUUCUCUCUCUUUCUUUAUCUCUUUCUCUUUUCUAUCUUUCUUUGUUUAUCUCUUUUUCUCUUUUUCUUUUUCCCCUCUCUCUCUCUCUCUUUCUGUAUGUGUGUGCGCGCGCGUAG
Acanthosepion pharaonis is the source of this 678-nucleotide messenger RNA. Lineage: Eukaryota; Metazoa; Mollusca; Cephalopoda; Sepiida; Sepiidae. The record is from the annotation of a GenBank genome assembly.